AUGUGGCCCGCCGCGGGAUUAUGUGGCCCGCCGCGGGAUGUGGAAGAUAAUGUACUGCGCUGCGCUUCGGAUGAUGAACGUAUGACGUUGGCUGAGAUUCAUGAGCAUCUGUCCACGCAUGGCGAUGGGGUUAAGGAUGUUGCGUUUCGGAUUGCUGGUGAUAUUGAUGCUGUUUGGAGGCGGGCUGUUAGGAAUAGUGCGCGUGCUAUUUCCGAGCCGCGAAUUGUUGCUGUUGACGGGCAUGGGUUGAUUGUUUCUGCGACUGUUGGGGCGUACGGGGAUACUGUGCACUCGCUUGUUAAUCGCGAGGGGUAUUCUGUAGAUGCGCCGUUUUUGCCGGGGUAUCGAGUUAUCUCUGAGAAAGACCCCAUUACGCGGCUUUUGCCAGUCAUUGAGUUUCUUGAGGUUGAUCAUUGUGUGGGCAACCAGCCUUGGGGAGGGGUGGAUCAUGUUGUUCGAUAUUACGAAGUGUGUCUCGACUUUCAUCGCUAUUGGACAGUCGACGACAAUGAUAUGUGCAGCGAGUACUCGGCGAUGCGGUCAAUUGUGGUGGCUUCACCAAAUGAAACAAUCAAAAUGCCAAUGAACGAGCCAGUAACUGGCAAGAAAAAGUCGCAGAUUGAAGAAUUCGUCGAUUACUACCACGGAGCCGGAGUCCAGCACAUCGCCUUUCGCACAAACGACAUCGUCACAGCCGUAACCGAACUCAAAGCCCGGGGUGUACAAUUUCUCUCUGUGCCAGCUGCAUACUAUGCAGAUCUACGAAAGCGUCUCUCACAAGUCUCCUACACGCUCGAUGCGAAUGUAGACGUGCUGGAGCGGCUGAAUAUCCUAGUUGAUUUCGACGAGCGUGGGUAUUUGCUUCAGAUCUUCACCAAGCAUGUUGGAGAUCGACCGACGGUGUUUACAGAGGUUAUUCGGCGGAAUUCGUUUGAUGGGUUCGGGGCUGGAAAUUUCAAGAGCUUAUUCGAGGCGUUUGAGAGGGAGCAGGCGCUGCGGGGGAAUUUGUGA
Molecule: messenger RNA, 1011 nt
Organism: Penicillium canescens
Lineage: Eukaryota; Fungi; Ascomycota; Eurotiomycetes; Eurotiales; Aspergillaceae
Exons: 3
Coding region: 1-1011 (336 amino acids)
Biological process (GO): L-tyrosine catabolic process
Molecular function (GO): 4-hydroxyphenylpyruvate dioxygenase activity
Source: RefSeq, a predicted model, not a curated record